Molecule: messenger RNA, 1288 nt
Organism: Contarinia nasturtii (swede midge)
Lineage: Eukaryota; Metazoa; Arthropoda; Insecta; Diptera; Cecidomyiidae
Exons: 2
Coding region: 101-661 (186 amino acids)
Source: RefSeq, a predicted model, not a curated record
ACCAGUUAUUAGAAAUGAUUAGUAAUAAGUAAUAACUAUCUUACUAGUCUGAUGUUAUUAGUCCCAACUGUAGUUCCAAUCACUGCGGACGUUUGGUCAAAUGCAACGCCAAAUCGAAGUGUUUCAUCAAUAUGCACAACAAUGGUAUGCAUUCAAUCGCAAUGAAUUGACAACGAACAAUCGACCGCCCAAUGUGAACAAUUUCACGCUUGUUCCAUUAUGUCGAUUCCAGCUGAAAAAUAUUCGAUUGGAUAUGAAAGAUAUGUAUUAUUUGGCGAAUAAUGUACUAGGAGUGGUGCCCAGUUCUCUCAAUCCGUUGACCAAUCGAAUGAACUUAUACAGCUUGGAAUAUUACAGAAACGGCCAUAAAGAAGAAUUGUGGAAUUUGGUUUUCGACAUGGACAAAAUCAAACAGAUCGGCAAGCAGAAGCAAUUGCACUUCCAAAUCGUCACCAAUAGUGUUUGCGUGUCAAUACUGUACGAAAAACCGGCGAAAGCUUGGGUGGAAAAUUCGGAGCAGGCCACAUUUAACAACAUAACCAUAACGCGCGAACGCGCCGCGACAUCAAGUCAAACGUCGAGGAAAACAUUGAAAUACCGAAUCCACGGUUCCACUGGCAGACUGAACAGAAAAAGCGAGAUCGAAAGGCUGAUCGGUUGACCUGGUGGUUUGUUGAAGAAGAACAAAUGGAUUUUAGGUCGUACCCAGUGAUACCAUCACCGCGUGGAUCAACGUGGAAAUCGUACAUUCAGCAUCGCAUCAAAAUGCUACGAAUGGGAAUGCAAGCAUAUGCGACUCGAAAAUAUGCACGAAUGGAUCUCGAUCAUCACAUCAAGUCAACCAAAACGUGUGAUAAUGUUGCCAUGUGGAUAACGAAGAACAAACCGUCUUGGAUUUUUAUCGGUGCUGGAGAGAUGGCACCAGAUCGGCCAUGGGGUAUAAAGAAGCGGAAAAGAUGCCCGGGAACGCCUAAAUUGGCGACCAGCUUCAAGAAACAAGAGCACACAGAAGUCAGUUUCGAAGAUGAAUGGGGAACAUCAAUAACGUGUGCCAAUUGUCAGGAGCGAUUUCCAAGAGAAACCAAAAAUCAUCGAUUCAAAAUUUGUCUUAAUUGCAAACCGAAACCGAUUGUUGGACUCCAACCAAUAAUUGUGACGAAUAUGAGCCGACAAGAGCUGAAGAAAGCGAGAAUUGUAGAGCGAGCAAUUAAUUAAUGAUGCUGCACCAGAAGACAUGAUUGUGCACACAGUCAUUUGGCACCGUGACAUUGUUGCCGCAAAGAACAUC